UGCGAAUGCUGAAUGUUGACAUUCAACAUGGCGGCAUGUCGUCAGUGCUGUGCUGUGUCGUGCUUGUGUAAUUGUUAGUUUAGAACAUUUUUGAAAAACACUGUUCAUUACAAAUUCAACUUUCAAAAGCCGAAGAACAAGAAAAAGACAAUAUAAAAACUUUUAAGACAACACAAUCACACCCAGCACGCAUUGAAGACAUCUGAGGAUUUUCAAGUCAACUUUUAUCCUUUAAAUCUUUAACGUUUUAUGAUUUGUAUCAUUUCCAAGGGAUGACUGGUGUUUAAGAGAAAACACAAUUUCUCUUUCCUCUCUGUUUUUUCAAUUGUAACUUGAGUAUUUUUGAUUUGGAGAAUCGUAUCAAAACUGCAUCAUUGAGAAGAAUUUUCAACCUAUGAACAAAAUCUCGUAUGCUUGCGAAUGGAAAGUAUCAUCGUUGACACACAUGAAUAUUGUGCUAAUAAUUUUAUACGCUAUUAGAAAAUUGGUAAUAUAUGAUAAGAAGUUAACAUUCAAUAAAGCUAGCGCACUAUUCAUUCAUAAAUAACAGUUAAUUAAAAAGAGUUGUGGGCCUGGAACGAAAGCAUAUAAGGAAAAUUUGCGCGUCUGUAACAUUGUGGAAAGUGCCAACGAAUCAUAAGUUGCUCGCCUUAAAGAUCGGUGCUUUCUCAAUGAACGGUAUCGAUGAUACGUAAAAAGUAUAAGGUAGCUACCAAAUAGCAGCGACAAGACCAUCGCCUUCCUUCCUGUCAUUGAAUAAACAAAAAUAAGGAAGGUUGCAACAGUCCUUCGGCGGCAUUUUAAGGAGCCUUCUUCCUCUUUGUGGAGUUCUCGUGAAGUCGUAAAUAAAUAAAUAAAAGAAAAAAUAAUAAAACGAAAAUAUAAGGUACCAAGAAACAUUCUGUGAUAUCUAUGUUAACACUUAAAUAAUUGAGAAGACUAAAAUUUCUAAGUAUAAGUAUAUAAUAUCGUGAGUGGCUAACGAGGCCAUAAAGCGCUAUACGGGCGGAAUAUAAAAAGUUCGACUGAUCAUUUCCAUCACUUGCAACGAGAGAAGACAAAGAGACGGACGAAUAGAAAACAGAAUAAUAAUAAAAAAGAAGAGAAAUAAGAGAGCAAGCGAGAGUGAUAAGCGUUAAAAAAAGUAAAGUAUUUGAGACAUGUCCAACAAUCCUCAGUGGAAAACCUUCCAGCCGCCAAUCAUGAACUCUGACCCAGCUAUAUUAGAGUACAAGUCUAUGGCCAUUCCAAGUCCUAAGGCUAUCAGUGGCAAUCAUCAGACGAACAGUUAUCGCAAUGGCACCAACUACAACAGUGAAUACAUGGACUCGCCUCCUGCUAGUGGGAAAAAUUCGACAAUGUUCAAUAAUUAUUCAGGCGCACAAACUUCUCCUCGAAAUGGAACGGCGAGAUUUCCCAUUGGUACAUUUACCGGUCUAGAAGGAACCGUCAACUAUUCCGGAGAGCCAGCGACUAAUAACUCCUCUUACCAAUCUGAUCAAACUGCUAAUCAAGGAACCCGAGAAACUGGCAUCAUUGAAAAACUCUUACACUCGUAUGGAUUUAUUCAAUGCUGUGAACGACAAGCACGGUUGUUUUUUCACUUUAGCCAAUUCAGCGGUAACAUUGAACAUCUCAAAAUUGGAGAUCCAGUGGAAUUUGAAAUGACGUAUGAUCGUAGAACUGGCAAGCCGAUUGCAAGCAUUGUCAGUAAAAUUGCUCCUGAAGUGGUACUAAGCGAAGAACGAGUUACGGGUAAUGUUACAACAGAAUUGCAAGCAAAUGGUGAUUCUCAGGGUCGAAUCAGUUAUGAAAAUAGAGGCGAAUGUUUUUUUCUACCGUAUACCAAAGAUGAUGUCGAGGGGAACGUGACUCUGCGAAACGGCGACAAAGUGUCAUUUCAAAUUGCUACGAAUCAACGUGGAAACUUGGGAGCAUGCCACAUUAGACUAGAGAAUCCAGCUCACCCUGUUCGUUAUCGCGGAGUCGUCUGCUCGAUGAAAGAGAGUUUUGGUUUCAUUGAGCGCGCAGAUGUUGUUAAAGAAAUAUUCUUCCACUUUAGUGAAGCUAAGUCUAUGAAGGAAGAAUUGAGGUUGGGUGACGACGUUGAAUUUAUUAUACAAACACGAAAUGGAAAAGAAGUAGCAUGUAAUAUAACAAAGUUGCCACCAGGAUCUAUUAUUUUUGAAGAAAUCAGUGAUGAAGUUAUCAAAGGGCAAGUUUUGAAGCCACUCGAGAGAGGUAAUUCAGCUAGACACCAAAACGAUCCUCUGCCGGGGCGCAUUCGUUAUAGAGCACCCGAUCACUCGGAAGUCGAAGUGCCUUUUGGCGAUAAAGAUCAAAAAGGAGAUUUUACGUUGAGACAUGGAGACUGGGUUCAGUUUCGAAUCGCGACAGACACCAGAGAUCAAUUAAAAAGAGCUACAGAAAUAGCGCUCUUGCCAGAGUCAUUCGACGUAUCUGGAGAACGCCGUGAACAGGGUAUGAUUGCAGCUUUAAAAGAUGGCUUUGGUUUCAUACGCUGUGUCGACCGCGAUGCUAGGCUCUUCUUUCAUUUCAAUGAAGUACUAGAUGUUGAUAGGGAGAUAAGUGUCGGCGACGAAGUAGAGUUCACUGUUGUACAGGAUCCUUCUUCAUCAUUUUCUAAUACAAGACAAAGCGCAAUAAGAUUAAAACACUUACCGACAGGAAGUGUUCAAUUUGAAACUAUUAUUGAAGCCAAUGUAUUAGGUAAUAUCAUUGAAGAUACCAAUGGUAAUGAGCCUGGAUUGAUAGGCUACGUCAAGGAUGAACAAGAGAAAAGUAUAAUUUUCUUCAAUAAGGACUGCAAUUCUAAAACUAUUCCAAAACUUAAUGACAAAGUUCAAUUUAGUAUCUGUCAAGUAAAACGAAAUAAGGAGCUAGUUGCCGUAGACAUUUCACUACUCAGUCCCAGCGGAGAAAAGAUUCAUAAUGGAAACAAAAAGUCUGGAGGUCAAAUUAUCCAAGGCUUCAUUGCUGCCCUUAAAGACGGUUUUGGUUUUAUUGAAACAAUAAAUCACGAUAAAGAAAUAUUUUUUCACUUUAGUAAUUUCGACGGAGACGCAAGCACACUGGAAUUGGGCGCGGAUGUGGAAUGUACAGUCGGCAUGGGAAACAGUCGAGGUGGAGCAGGUGGCUGCACUGCGGCAGAGAGCGUUCGGCUGUUGCCAAAAGGUAGCAUCCCAAGACCCGAGGUCAACGGCGAAGUCCUGGACGGCACCGUGAUCCGUCCACUACGAAGCGCAAACCCCGAACAAGCCGAGUACGCCGGACUAAUCAAAGUUAAUCCGAGCUCCGAGGACGAGGAGACUCCCGAAUAUGAGUUCGGCAUUAUGGGCCUGGCAAAUAAACGCGAGCUCCUGCAGACCGGCGAUCCUGUGCAGUUCCAACUCGAUUCUGAUCGUCAAGCUACGAACAUCGUGGCUGUGAGGAAAAAGCGCCGAGCCACUGUUGACGCCGUCAAAGGACCUUUUGGAUUUUUAGCUUAUGAAAUUGACGAGGGUAAGAAGCUCUUCUUCCACAUGAGCGAGGUCUGCGACAAUGUUAAGUUACAGCCUGGAGAUCAAGUUGAGUUUGUAUUGGUAACGAACCAGCGUUCCGGCAAAUCAUCGGCCUGCAACGUCGUUCGUAUAAGUGAUGCCGUGCAACAACGCCCUGAAAGAUUGAUAGUUAGACUACGCACGACUUCUCUGGAGGACAACGGCCCGAAAUUGACCGUAGUCAGGCAGCCAAAGGGCCCCGACGGAACGAAGGGCUUCAGUCAAGAGAGAAUCCAACGCUUGCCAGGUGCCAUCGAAGAGUAAUAUUAAUCCGCUGUACCUAAUAGAAUGGACUCGGAAGAAAAUUAACGAACGCAUAGCCUCGGAUCGCGAUAUACCUACUUUACCUUUUCUUUUCUUUCACGCAAGCAAUGGCGCCGAGAUUAUUGUAAUAAAUUUUGUCAUUAUGAUUUUUAUUGUUUAAGGUAAAGAAUGAACGCGAAACCAACAUCAUUUGCCAAAUCUAAGAUACUUUACUGUAAAGCAAACACUGAAAAAAUGUAUAACAAGACAACGCGCAUAGUCGGCGGCGAUGAUUUGGACAACGAGUCUAUAUUUUUUUUAUUCUUUAUUUUUAUUCGAGGAGGUAAUGCUUUUUUACUACCUCGUCUCAUACAUAUAAAACAGAAUGGAUAAUGCACGCAAACGACAUUAGUUAUUAAAUUAAUUGAAUGCGCGAAUUGAUCGCCGAUCGUUGUUAUUAUUUGUCAAAAGAAAUUGUCAUACGUAAGCGGGUUUUUGAAGAUUUCGAAAACGUUUUAGUAUUUUAAGUCAAGAAAAUAAAAAAAUUAUAAUAAAGAACAAAAACGGACAGUGAGCAGACGGAAUGAUAAGUGUAUGUAUACCUAUUAACAGUGAGAAUCAUCAAAAAGUAUGAGAAAGUAUAGGUACGGGCUUUAACGUUCAACAAAAAAAUUUAAAACAUAUUUAAGAAAAAGAACAAGCAGAGCGUUUUGCGUCUGUUUUUGUAAUUUUUGCGACAAUGAAAUUUGUCCUGUCUGUCUUUAUAAAAAUAUACGUACAUGUUGAUGCUAUUUUUUACGUUAUGUUUUCUUCGAACCAUGAUUUUUUUUAACCAAGAGAAAAAAAGUAUUCUGAAGGACAAAUAAAGACAAGUCGCGCAAGAAUUCAGGUUUUUGAAGAAAUUCUCAAUGAAUCAAACGAAACUCCAAAUGAUAAUAAUGCAAAACGAAACGAGUAAGAGGAAGUAGAAUCUCUAAGAAAAAAAGUGUUGACGGCUCCGUUGGUGUGUAUGGUGUCUUUAAUGAAAAAUGUGUAAAAAAACAUUAAUACUGGACAAAAUGUUGUCCUAGAGAGUAUAUUGAAUAAAAAGGUGCGCGCACGAGUAAUUUUGUUUUUCUAUUAUUAUUAUUAUUAUUAUUAUUAUUUGCGCCAUGCUAAUAACCUACGAUGACAACGCAAUAUCAGAAUGUCUAUGAAAAUGCUCGUAUACGCACCUGCACGAGUUUGUCGUUUGAGUUCCCGAUCUGCAACUCGUGUAAUAAAAUCAAACAAGUUAUUUUGAACUUUUAGUUACGCAUAUGAAAGUAACCGGGUAAUCAGGUUAAUAUCGAAAAGACAGGAUCAAUAACAACAAAUAAAAUGAAACAAAUGAAAAAAUUACGUUUAAUCAUUGUAUUUUAAAAUGAAAUUUGAUCAUCGUUUAUUACUGACGAAGAAGAAAUAAAGUAAUAGAAAAAAUAUCUAAAAAAAAGUGAAAAACCAAGUGUAAAGAAAACGAUGGUGAUAUUUCUUUAGUCUCAAAAGAAAAAAAUAGUGUUAGAAAGGAACAAAAUGGGAGGAAUGAACAAGCAAAAGCAAAUGAAACAAAGCAAAUACAUAAAAUCAAGUGUACACCAUCAUAUUGUGUCUUAUAGAUUCGGAAAAAUGCAUACCACGAAGUACUGUAAAUCAUCCUUUGGUAAAUAAACAUUGGAAGCAACAGAAU
Messenger RNA from Phymastichus coffea, 5508 nucleotides. RefSeq names its product cold shock domain-containing protein E1 (gene Unr). The record is from RefSeq and is a predicted model, not a curated record. NCBI's taxonomy places the organism in Eukaryota, Metazoa, Arthropoda, Insecta, Hymenoptera, Eulophidae. The coding region runs from base 1161 to 3824 and encodes 887 amino acids. The transcript is spliced from 11 exons. Gene Ontology annotation, molecular function: nucleic acid binding.